Messenger RNA from Leptopilina boulardi, 1592 nucleotides. RefSeq lists its product as uncharacterized. The transcript is spliced from 8 exons. The record is from RefSeq and is a predicted model, not a curated record. Gene Ontology annotation, biological process: monoatomic anion transport; transmembrane transport. Gene Ontology annotation, molecular function: transmembrane transporter activity. The coding region runs from base 270 to 1490 and encodes 406 amino acids. Lineage: Eukaryota; Metazoa; Arthropoda; Insecta; Hymenoptera; Figitidae.
UAAGAAUAUUUCACAAUUAAAGAAACGGGGAAAAAUAAUUUUCUAACAUCUAUAUGUGUGUGUAUGUGUUAAAAUAAAAUGACAAAUUUUUACGCCACGUCGUUUAGAAAAGUUGCAAAAAUUUUAUAUUAAAAAAAUAUUGUGAGGUUAUCAAGAAUUUAAGUGUACAAGAUGUGACUUUUUUUCAAUUAUUAAAUUAUAAUAUUACAUAAAAAAAAAUUCUUUAAUAGAUUGUUUUUUUUUUAAAAAAAGGUGAAAAAAACGGCAGUAUGCCAAAUAUAAAAAUGUUACCGAGAAAUUCAAAAAUUGUCAUUUUAUGUUCGGCGGCGAAUUUUAUUAAUGCCGCGGAUCGUGUUAUUAUGCCAAUUGCCAUUGUUCCAAUGUCACACGAAUUUCAUUGGAAUUUACAUUGGCAAGGAUGGAUUCAUUCUGCAUUUGCAUUUGGUUACUUCACCAGUCAGAUAAUUGGAGCCAGUACUGCGAAUCGGUAUGGUUGUAAAACCGUUUUGAUGGCAGCAGUUUUACUCUGGUCAAUUAGCACAAUUAUUACUCCACUUUUGGCUGAAUCUGUUACCUUACUCGUAAUUUGCCGAGUGAUUCUUGGCCUUGGCGAAGGUUUAGGUUUGCCAGUAAUUUUCCAUUUAUUUGCUCACAAUGUUCCGGUGGAAGAGAGAUCGCGAGCUUUUGGUUUUCUCAUGGCAGCCGGUACCGUGGGCCAGGUUGUUGCCUCCGUUUUAUGUCCAAACGUAUCGUGGCAAACUGGAUUCUAUUUAUUCGGCUCGUUUGGAAUAUUUUGGACUUUUUUAUGGUUAAUAAUGUAUCACGAGACCAAUAGUCAAGAUGAAAUUCCACUAUUUAUACCUAAGGUAUCACAAAAUCGAAGUCUUCGAUGGACGGAAUUUAUACUUCAUUGGCCACUUUGGUCACUUUAUAUCGCACAUUUUGCAAUGAAUUGGAGCAAUUACAUUAUUAUGCAAUGGCUACCAACAUAUUUGUCGAAAAAUCUCUCAGCAAACGAGAAGAGCAUUAGUUUCACUGCCUUACCCUAUAUUGUCAAUUCCCUCGUUGGUAUAGUUGCUGGUUAUGGUGCCGAUAAUCUCAUUCAAAAACGAUGGCAAAUACUAAGCGUACGGAGGCUAAUGACGAAUAUUGGUUUAAUUGGACCGGGUGCUUUUCUCCUUGCAUUUUGUACAGUUGACAAUCUUCUUUUAGCAGUGAUAUUUAUUUCCAUUUCAAUGGGACUUUGCGCUUGUAAUUCUUCCGGACAUUUGAGUAAUCACGCGGAAGUUGCACCCAAUCAUGCGGGCAUUACUUUCGCCAUUUCAAAUACAAUAGCGACAAUUCCUGGCAUUUUGUGUGGACCAUUAACAGCAGAAUUGGUAACAGCUUCCCAUGGCCGUUGGAUGCCAGUUUUUGUUUUAGCCGCUGCCAUCAAUUUUACUGGGGCAAUUAUUUACCAAAGUCAUAGUUCAGCCACGGCAGUUUUGUGAUAUUCGGAUAAUAUUGAUAAUUUCAAUUAAAUUCAAAAAAAAAAAAAAAGUAUUUCAAAUCAUAUCGUGUGCAUAAAAAAAAAGAUAAAAGAAAGAAAGAAA